Molecule: messenger RNA, 2523 nt
Organism: Heterobasidion irregulare TC 32-1
Lineage: Eukaryota; Fungi; Basidiomycota; Agaricomycetes; Russulales; Bondarzewiaceae
Exons: 3
Coding region: 139-1710 (523 amino acids)
Source: RefSeq, a predicted model, not a curated record
CCUCCUUGUCGGUGCCCCGCCCUCGCCUCCUCUCCUCUCCUCCCUCCUCCGCCUCCGUUCCUUCUCUUGCCCUCGCGUCUCUCGCGAACACAUUCUUUACUAUCUGUACGACCAAAACCUCAGAAAAUAGCCUUCAUCAUGUCUCUCGACUUCAACCAUCUCCGUAUCGGAAAAGCUGGCUCUCCUUUCAAUCACAAUGUCAAGAGAGCAAGUGCUUCGUGUAACACUGGCGGAUUCUACAAAUCCCCCUCUGCGGGCCAAUCCAUCGAAUACACAACCCCGCUCAACAUUUCUUGGGACACCUCCUGCCUCACAGCCGACGCCGUGGACAUCUACCUCUACUCCCCUGGCUCUAACACGCCUCGCAUCCACGUCUGGGAAAAAGUCUACUUCUCUCCCGGUUCAUACGAGACCGAGCUCGAACCCAGAUGGUGGAACUCCAGCAGCUCUAUCAGCCUUCAGCUUGCCAUCGUCGACCAUGGCACGGCCCCUUAUCUCGCUACUCUUCCGGCCGGUCCCAUGUUCACCGCUACAUAUACUGCUCCCAGCUCUGGCACCCCGGCCGUCGCCGACGUCACCAAGGCCGAUAGCGGCGUGACCGUCGUCAACAACAUGCCGACCACAUCACACGGCCUGUCCACCGGCAAGAUCGCCGUCGCCGUCAUCAUCCCCCUGAUGUUCAUCGUCGCCCUCAUCGUCGCCGCGUACUUCAAAAUAUCGCGCGAGCGCGGCAGGGAGAAGCGCAAGCGCUGGUCCGAGGCCGUCGAUAAGCGCAUGUCCACCAUCUCCACCGACUGGCGCUCCAUCUCCGCCGCAGGUGCUUCUGCUGCGAUCCGCAACAGCAUGGCCAUCCCGGGCAACCGCGCCUCGUCCUUCUCGUUCGGCGCGAUCCGCCCUAACAGCACGUUCGCCGCGGACGGCGGCCAGGCAGGCAUCGGCUCGCACGCCGUGCAGGACGGGGACGACGCGGCGCCCCCGAUGUCGCAGCUCCGCUCCGGCGCGCGCACCGCCGCCCCCGCCGCCUCCCGCGUCUCUCGCGUUUCGUUUGCGGCCGACGUCCGCCCCUCGAUUGAGUCCCGCCGGACCGUGACGAGCCGGGCCUUCCACACCGGGUUCGUGCCCCCCCUUCCCGAACGCCAAGACUCGGACACGACCGUGUCCUCGCCCGACGGCAUCCUGUCGCCCACGCAAACACACGGCCCGCUCUCUCUGAGCGUGGAGGAUAUCCAGUCGCGCCUCACUGGGGAGUCGGGCCCGCCGAGGCCCAGCAUGGACGAGAUGCUUCCUGCCCUGAGGAUGAUGCAGUCCGGUGCCAACGGCGCGAACGAGCCCGAGUACCUUCUCUCCCCGCAGUCCACCACCGCGCUCAACUUCCCCGCGCCGCCUACCCCAACCCACCCCCCGCUCACCUCUCCCGCGAGCCAGUCGUUCAUGCCGAUGCAACCCUUGCCCGCGAGCGUCAUGUCCCCCGACGAGAUGAUGCGCGCCUACGCCGAGCGCCGCGUCGCCUCGCCGACCGUCGCCAACGCGCCCGCGAUGCCCGCCGCGAGCUACGGCAGCGGGAUGCGCACGCUGUACUCGCCCACCACGCCGACGAGCGCCGCGCCGUUCAUGACGCACACGCAGGACAACAGGAAGAGCAUGGCGCCGACCAUGGGGAGCCGCUACAGCACGUUUGCGGAGGAGGACGCGUACGGCGGCACGGCCUGAGUGACGCCUCGGCGCACUCGCUGGCUUCCUUCCCCGCCGUCCGUCGCUACCUGUCGUCGUCCUCCCGUAUAGCCAUGAGCUGUCAAAACGUCUCGUAUCUUCCUCGGUCUUCCGGUCCUUUUUCCCGUCGUUGUUGUGGUGCCGAUAUUUAUUCUUCUUCUUCUUCUUGCUAUUAUCUUAUUGGAUAUAUACCAAUAGUGCUUUCUUGAUGGCCGCUUUCACCGGUUUCGUGAUCCUCGUUCCGUCGUCCCUGCGUCCUUUGGUCCCGUUUUCCCUAGUAGCCUCACCCGGGCGUCAGCGUCCUUUUCCUCUGUUUGUUCCCUCGUUCCCGCGCUGCCUAUUAUUUGAUCUUGUUCGCCUCGUCAUGUCGCCCAUGACAGGAAGUAGCUAUACUUUCUUAUCUAUACCUUCACGAAUCUCCGACUCUUGCCGAUUGGACAGGACUUGGACAAGAUUGCAUUGGACUGCAUCGCGUUGGAUUGGGCUGGGCGGGCUGGGCGGAGCAGGCCAAGACGGAGCUCUGCCCCCGCCGUCCGAUCGUCCCCGUAGCGCGUCGACCGUCCGCGUGUCCGUGCCCCCGUCUCCCGUUUCGCUGAGCUCGCUAGCGCUACGACAGGUUCGUCGCCUUAUAUACCCUACCCAUCAUCUCCCACCACGAUUUUGUCUUGUUUUUUUGACGGUGUGUGUUCUGGUUCUGGCUGUUUUGUGGCUUUGUGGCUUUGUGGCCUUUUUGUUCGUCGGUCGAUAUUGUGAUUGUAUACACUGCGCCAUCAGUUGUUUUGUUCGAAUGGGUGAUGUUCAUGAUGAUGCGUU